AUGUAUCCCAGUCCUGUCCGGCAUCCCAGCCUUAACCUCAACCCCCAGAAUUACAUGCCGGGGCCGCCUCAGUAUUCGGACUUCGCCAGUUACCACCAUGUGCCGGGGAUUAACAACGACCCGCACCACGGGCAGCCGGCAGCCGCCUGGGGCUCUCCCUACACCCCUGCCAAGGAGGACUGGCAUUCCUACGGGACUGCCACUGCACCUUCCACCGCCAGCCCGGGGCAGUUCGGAUUCAGCCCCCCAGAUUUUAAUUCCAUCCAGCCCCCAGGCUCUGGACUCCUGCCUCCACCCAUCAGCAGCUCUGUCCCCCAGCUCUCCCCCAACGCCCAGAGACGCACACCGUACGAGUGGAUGAGGCGCAGCAUUCCCAGCACCAGCAGCAACGGCAAGACCAGGACGAAAGACAAGUACCGAGUGGUGUACACAGACCACCAGCGCCUGGAGCUGGAGAAGGAGUUUCACUACAGCCGCUACAUCACCAUCCGCCGCAAAGCCGAGCUGGCUGCUGCCCUCGGGCUCACUGAACGGCAGGUGAAAAUCUGGUUUCAGAAUAGAAGGGCGAAGGAGAGGAAGGUGAACAAAAAGAAGAUGCAACAGCAAAGCCAGCCCACCAGCACCACCACGCCAACUCCGCCAGCCGUCGGCACACCGGGACCNAUGGGGGGCCUCUGCAGCAGCAGCGCCCCGAACCUUGUCUCCUCGUCUCCACUGACAAUCAAGGAGGAAUUCAUGCCUUAA
Molecule: messenger RNA, 744 nt
Organism: Pterocles gutturalis (yellow-throated sandgrouse)
Lineage: Eukaryota; Metazoa; Chordata; Aves; Pterocliformes; Pteroclidae
Gene: CDX1
Product: caudal type homeobox 1
Exons: 4
Coding region: 1-744 (247 amino acids)
Biological process (GO): regulation of transcription by RNA polymerase II; animal organ morphogenesis; cell differentiation
Cellular component (GO): nucleus
Molecular function (GO): RNA polymerase II transcription regulatory region sequence-specific DNA binding; DNA-binding transcription factor activity, RNA polymerase II-specific
Source: RefSeq, a predicted model, not a curated record